CAUGCUGGUAAAUGUAGUCACCAGAAGCGUCGAAAAUGGUGGAUGUUCAGCCUCCCCCUUUCCGGACCCUGGACGAUUUUCUGCUGGGUUCGGCCCGGUUCUCAGUGCCUGAUGUCCGUAACUUAGAUCGGUGGAACAACCGGAUCAUUAACAACCUGCUGUACUACCAGUCCAACUAUUUUGCCUCCUCCGUGGCAUUUCUGCUAAUAGUCGGGUAUUUCCAACCGCUCAAGUUGAUUCUUGGGGCAAGCGUUGUGAUCCUUCUGUUUUUGGGGUUUGUCUGGGUGGCUGAAAACAAGGCCGUAAUCCGACGUUUCCGGAGGAAUCAUCCAUCGCUGUCACUUGCUGCAAUUUUGGGCUCCAGCUACCUUAUUCUGUCUGUUUUAGGAGGGGUAGCUGUUUUCCUCUUUGGCAUUGCCUUUCCCAUUUUAAUGAUUCUCAUCCAUGCUUCAGUGAGACUCCGAAACCUUAAGAAUAAACUGGAGAAUAAGCUGGAGAGUAUAGGAUUGAAGAGGACUCCUAUGGGCCUGCUGCUGGAAGCACUGGGACAGGAACAAGAGGCUGGAUCAUAGCUGUGUUUACUGUUACCUAUCUGUGCCAUCGCUCACCCCUUCUAUCAUAGGAGCUUCUUGCAUAUCCUAAAAUAUAUAUGAAAACAGAUAUUGGAAAAUCAUGUAUGGCAUAUUGCUAAAGUCUCUCAGAAAUGCAGGAAGGGCCCAGUGGACAGGAUUCAAUUAUACGAUGCAGUAUAUGAAGGAUUGCUAAAAGUAAAGCAAAAAGUCAAAUUACAGUUAUGUACUGUAUAACUUUUAGGUGUCAAAAUGUAAAAACAACAAUUUAAUGCCUUGUAAAUAGGAUGUAGGUUAGUGUUAUUCAAUGCACAUUUUUAUAUGUGAGUAACAGUACAUUAUUGCUCCAUUCUAUGGAUUUAAUUAUGCAUAUACUUUAAUUCCAUCCCUUAAUAUAUUUUCUAUGAGCUUGAUUUUGUGAAUUGUGUUUGAAGGUUAUCUGAAGACAGUGUUUCUUUUGACUGUUCGUUACAUGACCAAAUAGCCUAUUAUUUUAUGAGUUUUAUUUCAUGUUGUGCCAUGCCAUAAGUUGUUUGCUCUCUUACAAAGUGCCAGUGUUAAUGCUUUUCAGUUGUUGCAACAUUAAUUAUUGACCAAGAAAAUGAAUCAUGUUUCCAAUUAUGUGGUUUGUGCAUCACAAAUUGGCAUUGCUGAGGAAAUUAACUGUAGCCAUAGACAUAAUAUUCUAAUAAACAGGUGUUACAGGAGGUGUAACAGACCACAGGCUGAUUAAAAUAUCUAAGAAAUGUAACGCCACUUAUCAUCAUUCUUACUUUGUUUGAUUCAAGCCAUUGCUUAAGUGUUAAUGAAGUAAUUUGUAUUUCAUGCAUAUUCAGUGUUUACAACAUUAGCUGCCUUGUAUUUUCAGGAAAUGCUCGUCCAGCGCAGUGGUUAUGAUAAAUAAACUUUCAUAUCUA
Molecule: messenger RNA, 1486 nt
Organism: Carassius gibelio (silver crucian carp)
Lineage: Eukaryota; Metazoa; Chordata; Actinopteri; Cypriniformes; Cyprinidae
Product: PRA1 family protein 2
Exons: 3
Coding region: 36-572 (178 amino acids)
Cellular component (GO): membrane
Source: RefSeq, a predicted model, not a curated record